Molecule: messenger RNA, 294 nt
Organism: Dacryopinax primogenitus
Lineage: Eukaryota; Fungi; Basidiomycota; Dacrymycetes; Dacrymycetales; Dacrymycetaceae
Exons: 2
Source: RefSeq, a predicted model, not a curated record
GACACUUGCAUUCUGCCACUCUCUCCGUCCUUGGUGGACAGAUUGAAACCCCACUUACAGAAUGUAGAGCCUAUCGCAAACAUCAUAACGGAAGGAGAUGAGCUCGCGGCAUGGAAGUCUCUUCUUGUGAUCUUCGUCGAGCGCGGCCGUGCCUGGAAACACCAAGCCUCUUGUGAUCCCAUCUGCACGUGUGGAAACGGCCUCGCUUUGGGAUCAUUUAGCAAGUCUCUUUGGAAGGAUUUGGCUCCUCAUGUGACGCGGGCUGCCAUCUCCCCUCUAUUUGCGGUUUCGUGG